This is a messenger RNA of Cryptomeria japonica (Japanese cedar), 2405 nucleotides long. RefSeq names its product formin-like protein 5. The record is from RefSeq and is a predicted model, not a curated record. The annotation marks the transcript as partial. Gene Ontology annotation, biological process: protein folding; protein complex oligomerization; response to hydrogen peroxide. Lineage: Eukaryota; Viridiplantae; Streptophyta; Pinopsida; Cupressales; Cupressaceae. The transcript is spliced from 2 exons.
UUGUCAGUCCACGCAGUAAACGAAUUGGAUGUGAGGUUGGAAUUAAGUAUUGCCCGUAACAGGGACAGAAAAGAUCUCCCUCCUCCUAAUCCUCCUGAUCAUGACGAUCCAGACUCAUAUUCAGUAGAAGAGAUCGAUCCUCACGUCGAAAUCACAGAGAGCCCUCAUUCUUACUUACUGGUGGCUCAACUCCCAGGAUUUUCCAAGCAAAAUGUAAGAGUGGAUAUUAAUAAUUCGGGUACUCUGAUAUUAAGUGGAGAAAGAAUAGUAGAAGAGAUGGUGAUGGCGAGGUGGACGUGGCACAGAAAAGAAUACAGGCGUAUCGGAUUUAGAAAAUCUUUUGGAAUACCCGAUGAUGUCAAUUUGGACGCCAUCACUGGGAGGUUUGAAAGGCCAGCGUUGUAUAUUCUUAUGCCUAAGUUGAGGCCUGGUGAGGCCAGGCAGAUAAUUGUUACAGAGGUCUCUGCUCCUCCACCUCCCCAAGCACCACCUCAGCCGAUGCAACAACAAGAACGAGAAUUGCAAGUGAUUGAAAUACCAACCGACGAGUGUCCCAGCUCCCCACCUCAAUCUCCAGAACAAUUUCCCAUUAUGGUGAAUGAGGAACCACCAUCUCUACCGCCUCCCCUACCUCCACCUGCACCUCCUCCUCCACAAUUAACAUCAACACCUCCACCUCCUCCUCCUCCUCUUCCUUCUCCUCGUCCCCCUCCACCACCCCCUCCACCUCGCCUCCUCCUCCCUCAUCCUCCUACUCAACUUCCAACUCCUCCUCCACCACCACUGCCUCCUCCUCCUCCACCACCACCACCCCCUCCUCCACCUCCACCUCCACCUCCACCACCACCUCCUCCUCCUUGGAAAAGAGAAUUAUUGGAAAUGAUACCAAAAGCAGGUGCCGGCUUGGGUGCCGCUUAUGCAGUAGUCAAAACUGUUAACGGAUUCAGGGAGGAUAAGAGCUGGAUAAAAUAGCCGGGCUCAAUGCACCUACACAUUUAAAAUAAAAUAUCAUCUUCUCACGUCUAAGUGGCAUUCUGUGAUGAGUCUAUAGUUGUCUGUAUUUUUUGUGGAUAUAGAUGGCAUCGCUAACUAGAUAGAGGCUUUAUAGUUUAGUCGGUUUAGUAAUAGUCGUAUUUCCAAGCUCCCUAGGCAAUUACAACCACUCUUCAAAGUAUAACACCCAUGAUCAUUGUGGGCUUAGAUUUUGAUUGAAUUUAUAUCGAUAUUGGUUUCAACAUAUCAUGGGACUCGUCGGUUUUCUUAUGAUUUUACUUAUGUUGAAAAACUUAGAAUGUAUUUGAUAAUAUAUUAACUAACAAAUAUAAAGAAAUUUCAUAUGGGAAUAUGCUAUAAAGUUGAACCAAUAAAAGGUUAGAUUUUGGUAUCACAUUUUCUUUCAAUUAACAAGAUAGGAUUCACAAACAGCAUAAAACUCUUGGAUGGAAACUUGAUAUGUUCGUUUAGAUAUCAACAUGGCCACAGUAGGGCAAAUUUAAAAGAACCUGAUCUAGUAAAAGAAGUUUAAAACCAUACGGUUCACCCACUUGCCGUACAUAACCCAGUCCAAGCAAUUGGAUAUAAUAUAUAUUUUAUUUCCUUCAUGUGGAUUGCAGAAAACAUAAAAUAGCUAUAUCCAUCUUACUUGCGUGCUUUAGGUGUUUCUUUUAUUUACUUGUACGCGUGAUUGCUAUAGGGAGCCACUGAAAUUCCACAACUAAUGAACAUACCUCUGGUCGAUCUAAAGAACUUCUGGCAGACAUUCCUCCACUCCAUGUGCCUGGUAUUCCAGAGAUGAUAGAACCAUCCAGUGAGCCCAAAGUUCAAUUUUAAUACCAAGUAGAGCAACCAAAAGAUACAACUAAAGAACCAGUAAAGAAAGUUCCGACUAUCAUUGAAGAGUCAAAACCUUUUGCUGAAGCUGAAAAGAUUGAUGUUCCUAGGGAUGUCCAGAGCUUGUCAGAGAAGAGAGAAGGCCAGGAAGGUAAGCCUAUUAAGUUGGCAUAUGAAAAACCUAAGGAAGAAGCCUUGCCUAAAACUAUAUCAGGAAACUAUAUUUGGAGUGCACAAGCCUAUCAUUCCACAAUAAUUUCCAUCAAACUUCUAUCAAGUUCCAGUGAGAGAAAGUGCCAGACCUAUUACCUGUGAUCUUCCAAAGGAAGUGCAACAAACCCCUGUUGACGCUGAAGAUAAGCCAGUUAAACCAAAGUGGAAAGAGAGGGAAGACGAAGAAGAAAAUGAAGAGGUGAUGCUACAGCCAAAUAUGUACAAGAGGAGAAGCAUUACAAGCCACCUUCUUCUGCUUCCAAGCAUGUAAGUGUUGCUUCAAAUUCAAAUCCACUAAAGCGGUUGUUGGUCUUAAGAGAACUUGCUUUCUUAGCUUGCACCGUUACGUUCACUUCUCAUUA